Messenger RNA from Entrophospora candida, 122 nucleotides. Lineage: Eukaryota; Fungi; Glomeromycota; Glomeromycetes; Entrophosporales; Entrophosporaceae. The record is from the annotation of a GenBank genome assembly.
AUGGUUAAGUUAACACGAUCUGAUGAUUUUAAUAAAUAUAUUGAAGACUUAUUUUUACCUGACUCAAUAAUUGAAGAGGUGGUAAUGGUCCCAUACGAAGAAACUGAUAAUUUGGCUACUAG